CACACACACACACACACACACACACACACACACACACAGUAUCUGCUCUCACUCUACACCUCUUCAUCACAAUCAUGCUGAAAUUUUCUAAGCAGCCAAGAUCCUUUAAUGUUCAAUAACAGCAUGCCAAGGACCCUUUUGAAUGUGUAGUACAUUCCCCUGCCCUUUGCUAUUAGUGACAUGACCCUUUACCAUGCUGCUCACUAUAUGAGUUCAGCAAUUCUGAAACUUUUUGUUACCAGAGAUGUCUUCCAGUUCCACAGAACUCAAACGGGCUACUCUGUGGGAAGAAGAAUGGCCAUUCUGUGACUGUUAGUGUCCAUGUGACCACUGCUCCAACAACUGGAGGCUGAACCAUAAAUUGUAGUUGUACAGUUGUUUGGCAUCCAGAGCUGGACAGCGCUAGAACCUUCAACUGUGAGGUGAAGAGACGGAAGGAAAGAUGGACAUGGACAUGGAGGAUGAAAUGGGACGCACUCUGGUUCAGGUCAUCAGUGAGAAGUACAACCCAGACAACUUCCCAUACUGCCGUGGGCCUGGGGCCGGUGUGGUGAUCCGGACCAGUCCUCAGGGUUCUCCUGUCAAAGAUCGUCUAAAUCUGCCCAGUGUGCUGGUUCUGGAAAGCUGUGGAAUAAGUCACGCAGGAGAUGAGGAGGAAGUGGCGACGUUCUGCGCUCAUGUGGUGGAGUUGGACCUAUCUCGCAACCAGUUCAGAGAUUGGGGAGAGAUCAGUAAGAUCCUGUCUAACAUCCCUCAUUUGGACUUUCUCAAUCUGAGCAUGAAUCCUCUGAAGGGCUCCUGCCUGGAGCCUGGGGGUGCUGAAGCCUUCUCAGGCCUUCGCCGCCUCGUCCUCAACAGCACACAUGUGUCCUGGGCUAUGGUGCACACGCUCACACAAGAGAUCCCUGAACUGGAGGAGCUCUUCCUGUGCUUGAAUGAGUAUGAGUGUGUGAACUUGUCACGGGUACCCUGCCCAUCGCUGCGCCUGCUGCACAUCACUGAUAAUCUGCUGCAGGACUGGAGCGAGGUGCGCAAGCUGGGCCUCCUGUACCCUCGUCUGACCUCGCUCAUUCUCGCUAAUAACUCUCUCUCUUCCAUCCACGAGCCUGAGGACUCAUUGCAGUGCCUGUUCCCUAACUUGCACAGUAUCAACUUGCACAACUCAGGUUUGAAUUGCUGGGAGGACAUCGAGAAGCUCAAUUACUUCCCAAAGCUUCGGGAGGUUCGUCUAAUGGGCAUCCCCUUACUGCAGCCGUACACUGACCAAGAGAGACGAUACCUUACGAUAGCACAUUUGCCGUCAGUCACUGUUCUGAAUGGAAGUGUGGUGACAGAUGGAGAAAGAGAGGAUGCUGAACGCUUCUACAUCCGCUAUCACCUGGACUGUCCUGAGGAUGAGUUACCACAGAGGUUUCACAAUCUUGUGGCCUGUUAUGGGCGCCUGGCACCACUGGCAGACGUGGAUUUGCGGCCACUGAGCUGUGCCCAGGUUGAGCUGCACUUUGGGGACAACACCAAGCAGCUGGAACUCCGGCUAGAGCAGACUGUGGCUGACCUCAAGAAGCAGCUCCGGCCUAUAGUGCAGCUGCCAGUCAACAAGAUGCGUGUCUACUACAUUGACAGGCAGCUGGGUUACGCACUAGCCCCUCAAGAGCUGAAGUAUGGAGCCCGAGCCCUCCAUUCCUACAGCAUCCGGGAUGGAGAUGAGAUCCUGGUAGUGCCAAAGAGUCAGUGAAUAAAGCGAUAUGAUCACAGAGACAAUAGUUAAAAAAGGGGCCAGUUGAUAUGGAAGAAUCAAAUAAAGAUCUCCCAGUAAAGCCAGUGUAAACAAUGAGUUCCAAAUCAAUUUAUAGAUCAGUGAACCACUCUGUCUUGUGGAAAGUCAGAGAGAUAAGGGCUGUGUGUACUAAAAGCUGACCAUUUACUAUGUUGAAUCUGGGAGAUCUAACACUGUCAAACAGAAGUAAUCAUUUCCACAAAGACUCUAAAUUGGGAUAUAGCCUCUUCUCUUCUUGCUACACUGUUACAUGGGUCAGUGGUGUAUUUUUAUUUCCAAAGCUAACCAAGAUUUCAAAAGUUUUAACUUACCUGUUGAUAAUUUAUUGUGUUACAUAUACAAUAUGCAUAUGUGCAUGCGGCUGCUUCUCAGGAACAACAAAUCGCAUGCACUUUCAAGUAUUAUUUUUUACCACUUAUGGUCUACAAUACACAUUAUUUUUAAGACACAAUCCUAUAUUACAAGCAUUACAGGCUCACACAUAUCCACAUAUCUCAGUGUAUAUAGAAUUCACAAAUAUCUUGUUUUAAAUGCACCCAUUUUGAAAUUCAGAUCCAGCUAAUAAAAGCUUACAUAGUGAUAUUGACUUAGUGAGUCUGAUCUGCCAUGCUAUGAGCUACAGUUUUCCCUGCUACAAGUGUGGUUAGAGAAGGAAAUGUUGCCUUGGCAUUUCAUAGAGACUAGCACCGUAUGAUGAAUGCAUCAGGACUGGCCUAGUCAACAGAGUGUUUGUGAUUGAUUGCUGCAGAAUACACUGAUCCCUGGCUUUGGUAACACCAUCUCAGUCACACAGCCAGGACAGUUUUCUCCCUGCUUAGAUUACAAUAGGGUCACCCCCAAGACUGAACCCUCUCUGGGUUCAUGUGUCUUUUCACAUGCAGUUCAAUUGGUCCUGCCUAGCUUCCCUUAAUAAGACCACUUAAUGUUUGCAAUGGGGUGGAACUCAGCUUCACAUCAUCUGAGAAUCUAGUCAUUUGAUAUUCAUUUGCAUGAGCAGCCUUGCUUUUAUUCCUUUUAUGCAGAAAUGCCUUUGAGGCUUUUUAGCGAUUGUUGGUCCUCUCAGUCAGUUUCCUGUCUCAUGUUGGUGCACAAGUAAGACUUGAUAUGCCCAGUUAGUGUUUGUCAAAGUUGACUCACACUGAAAAAUGAGCCAGCAUGAAUAAAACUGCUGGAAUUUGGCGUGCAAUUCUUCGGCGGAUGUAUUUAAUGUGCUAUUCAGGUAGAUUAUUUAUUAAGGUUUUUGACAUAAUUACAAUAUCCACAGUUUUAUUUAGGCUGUGGGCUCAGUAUGGUAAGUAAGGGGGGGGGGGGGGGGGGGGGUGUUUCCAAAAAGCGCUUCUUAUUGGUUUGGUAUAAUUUUAUGUGAAACAUAUUUUAAAGAACUGAUUGGUUUUUUAAAAAAAAAAUUAGAAAAAACUUUUUAACUUUACAUAUGUGUUUUCUUGAUAUAUGAUUAUUGUUGUGAUAUGUAAAUAGAUCCAGAAUAUAUGAUUUUUGUUGUGAUAUAUAAAGAGAAUCCACGAUUUAUAUUAUCUUGUAUUUGUUCAAGAAGGCUAGACACAUGCAUUUGAGCCAAGUCAUGUGAUGAUACUAAUUGUUAUGUAAGGGAAUUUUACUUGCUUUUGUCAUAUAAUGUACGACUAUAUGAACAUAUUAUGAACAUGUAUGAGUGAACAGUACAUCAUUACUGACAAUUGAAUCAUCUGCAAAGUCUGUUUUAAAAUGGUCAAUUCAUGCGACUCUUCACAUUUUAGGUUUUGGAUUAUCAUGCCUUGCCCCUCUAUCAGUUCCCAGCAAAGUGUCUCUAAUCCUGAACUGGCUGAACUGACUGUGAUGCUAUAUAGACAAACUAUGUAUGCUAUCCGUUAGUGAAUAAAUUUAAAGUGGACAUUGUUA
Molecule: messenger RNA, 3673 nt
Organism: Ictalurus punctatus (channel catfish)
Lineage: Eukaryota; Metazoa; Chordata; Actinopteri; Siluriformes; Ictaluridae
Gene: tbcelb
Product: tubulin folding cofactor E-like b
Exons: 9
Coding region: 443-1735 (430 amino acids)
Biological process (GO): poly(A)+ mRNA export from nucleus
Cellular component (GO): nucleus
Molecular function (GO): RNA binding; protein binding
Source: RefSeq, a predicted model, not a curated record